CCUAAUUUCAUGACUUCAUCAUUCCUCUGUAAUCUGAACCUUUCCUCCUACCGUUUUUUCUCCUUUCCUACUACCGUUUUUUCUCACGAACAUGUUGAACCCAGAAAUUUGGAGACUUUCUACCAUUCCAUAUCUCAGGCUCGUUCGAUCUGUGGCUGUAUCUGAGGGUCACUUUGUGCUUGGUUGAGAAAUAUUACUGAUCUUUGAAUCUCUAUUCAGAUCUGUUUAUUCUGUAUCUCCAUCUUUGACCAAAAAGAGUUGUUGAAUUUGAUUUGCACGGUGAUGGAGGAUUCAGGAAUUGGAAGUUGGUGUUCUGAUGAAGGUUAUUCAUCAAAUGGUGUAGAGAAAAGCAAUGGAGUAGCUGCUGGAAUUGUUUCACCACCCACACCCACCCAGUUUGAGUUAGUUGGUGAGGAUGAAACAGGUGAAGGAGUGGCUGUCAAUAGUAUGGAUGACGUCGCACAUACUUUGUGGGAUUGUAUGAAUGCGACUGAUUUUAUGAAGUAUCACUUCCUUAAUCGGCAGGUAGCAUUUGAUUUCUACAACUUCUAUGCUAGAGUUAAGGGCUUCUCAAUAAGGAAAAGCAAGGUUUUGAGAAACAAAAAAGGUGAUAUUGUGCGGCAAGACUUAGUGUGUCACAAGGAAGGUUUUCGUGAAGAGAAAAAUAGAAUGAGGGCAAAUCGUAAAAGGGAAACAAAGGUGGAGACAAGGUGUGGGUGCAGUGCAAAAAUGAGGAUUAGAUUUGUUGGUGAAAGUGGUAGGUGGCAUGUUGCUCUAUUUGGAGAAUCUCACAAUCAUGCGUUAUUAGAGGGGAAGCAAUCAACAAUGUUACCAGCACAUCGCCAGUUAAAAGAUAGUGAUAUAAUGGGAAUGAAUAGCAUGCGAAAAGUUGGUAUAAGCACUACUGAGAUAUACAAUUUUAUUGCUGACCAAUCUGGUGGGUUUGAGAAAACCAAUUUUCUCAAGGUAGACAUGUUUAAUCAAAUGACGAAGCAAAAACAAAAAGAGCAAUGUGAUGCCAAAGCCGUGCUGGUGUACCUUAAGGGCCUAGCUUCUAGUGAUCCUGGGAUGUAUUGGUCACACCAUGUUGAUGAUGAGGGCAAUUUAAAACAAUUGUUUUGGGCUGAUGGGAUUAGUAGAAUGGAUUUUCAGGUAUUUGGUGAGGUGCUUGCAUUUGAUGCAACAUACAGGAAGAAUAAGUAUGGCUGUCCGAUUGUUGUUUUAGUUUGAGUUAACCAUCAUUGUCAUACUAUUGUGUUUGGCACCGCUGUUUUGACUAAUGAGAAAGAGGAAAGCUAUGUUUGAGUACUUGAACAAUUUUUGGCAGCUAUGAAAGGGAAAGAACCUACUGCAGUUAUAACUGAUGGUGAUCCUGCGAUGCGGAAUGCUAUUACUCGAGUACUACCUAAAGCCCAUCACCGAUUGUGUGCGUGGCACCUUUUACAAAAUGCUCAAAGAAAUGUAGGGGACCCAAAUUUUGUGAAAGGUUUUAAAGGUUGUAUGUUGGGUAAUUAUAGUGUUGGGAACUUCAAAAAAAAAAUGGUUUGAAUUGGUUAGUGAGCUGAAGCUUGAAGACAAUCCAUGGGUUCAAGGUUUGUAUGAGAAGAGGCACAUGUGGGCUACAUGUCUAAUGCGUGGGAAGUUCUUUGCUGGGUUUCGUACAACUUCACGGUGCGAAGGUAUGCAUUCCCAAAUUGGUAGGAUUGUGCGUUCCCGAAACAGCUUGCUGGAAUUUGUACAAUAUUUUGAGCGUUAUGUGGAUUACAUGCGAUGGAGAGAGGUUGAUGCAGACUAUAAGUCUGUGGUUGGAGAUAUUGUUCCACAAACUAGUGUGCGAGCGCUGGAACGGUGUGCAGGAAAAUUGUAUACAAGGACUGUUUUCCUAAAAUUUCGUUCUUGGCUAAACAGUGGAAGCGUAAUGAAGGUUGGGGCAAUAAAGGAGACCUCAUCAUGUAUUAUAUAUUCGAUGUACAGGUAUACUUCUUGUUCUCAUAUUUUUAAGUUCUUUUUCUUCUUCCUUUUCCAAACCCCAUAUCCCCAUAUUUAAUCGACUUAUAUUCUUAAUUAUUAUUAUUAUCAGUAUUAUGGUGAUGAUCUUUAACUAGUACUAGUAGUAUAUAUUUAUCUAAAAUGCAAUAUAUCUGAAAAUCCCCUAAAUCUUAUGGUUCGAAUAACACACACUGUGGAUGUACAAGUAUUGUAAACCACAGAAGUUGUGGCAUGUGGCACACGAUGAAAAAAUGUCCACCUUUAGGUGUUCAUGUCAGCGGAUGGAGACGUUUGGGCUGCCCUGUGACCACAUAAUUGGUCUAUUGGUACAUCUAGACAUUGAUGUCAUACCAGAGUGUUUAGUACUGCAAAGAUGGUGUAAGGCAGCUAAGGACUGUAUGAAAGGGAACUCUGACUCGACUUACAAGUUUUGGGAGUCCACAGUUUUGGCCAGGCUAGGAUCAUUGGUUUUGAGAAGUAGAGAAAUGUUUAACCUUGGCUGCGAAUCGAUGGAUGACUACCUUGAUACUAUUGAGGUGAUGGAGAACCAUGUCACCAAACUGAAGGCAAAGAAGCUUGCUGUAAGCGGAAGUUCUGCUGUUAAUGAAGAGACGCCAAUUGAAGUGUUUGAUAAUGUGAAAAAUCCUGAGGUAGUUAGGACCAAAGGUUGUGGUGGCACCUCAACCGGAAACGGAAACAAGAGCAAACGAAGGUGCACUGUAUGUAAGAAGGAAGGCCACAACAAAACAACAUGCAAACGUCAAAAAACUUCUACAGGAUUUUCUGAUGUUGUUGGACUUGACGGUGCAGGCGUAGGUGAGUCCAACAUGUAAUGUGCUGAAUUGGCUAACAUAAGAUGGGCCCAUAAGAUGAUAGUUCAGGUUUGUUCUUCGAUGUCGUCACAUAUUGCAAGAGAUGAAGUGUUGUGAAUCAUCCAGCAUUCAAAUUUAGUUUUGUGUAGGGUGUACUUUUAGGGCAACCACUGAUAUGUUGUAUUAAUGGGUGUACUAAUAUAUCCAUUUUAAAUUAGGGUUUUCCAAAACUUUGUGAAGUUGCUGUAAUGCGAGUAAAGUGGGUGCAAGUCCAUGUAACAGAUUAAUGUGCAUUGAUGUUAUGAAUGGCUAACUUGCUACCAUUUCCCUAAAAUUACUUGAAACGUUAGCAAUGUAGUUGGGGACCUCAAUUUAGCUGCAAUUUAUAUUGUCAUUUGUAGG
This is a messenger RNA of Lotus japonicus, 3203 nucleotides long. Its product is annotated as protein FAR1-RELATED SEQUENCE 5-like. The record is from RefSeq and is a predicted model, not a curated record. The transcript is spliced from 4 exons. The coding region runs from base 283 to 1230 and encodes 315 amino acids. NCBI's taxonomy places the organism in Eukaryota, Viridiplantae, Streptophyta, Magnoliopsida, Fabales, Fabaceae.